This is a messenger RNA of Catharus ustulatus (Swainson's thrush), 1545 nucleotides long. It is a transcript of the gene TMPRSS5, whose product is annotated as transmembrane serine protease 5. The coding region runs from base 1 to 1545 and encodes 514 amino acids. Gene Ontology annotation, biological process: proteolysis. Gene Ontology annotation, cellular component: membrane. NCBI's taxonomy places the organism in Eukaryota, Metazoa, Chordata, Aves, Passeriformes, Turdidae. The transcript is spliced from 11 exons. Gene Ontology annotation, molecular function: serine-type endopeptidase activity. The record is from RefSeq and is a predicted model, not a curated record.
AUGGAUGUUCAGGCGCUCGGGAAGCGGCUGCUGGAAGUUCAGGGGAUGGAGAAGCGGUUGCUGGAGUUCAGGGGCUCGGGAAGCGGCUGCUGGAGUUCAGGGGAUGCAGAAGAGAAGCGGCUGCCGGAGUUCAGGGGCCGGGGAGCGGCGGAGCUGCGGUGCCGGGGCCGGGCUCCCCCGCAGCAAUUCUCUGUCCAUCUCCUUCAGCACAGCGCCGGCUGGCGAGGCAGCAGCUCCGUCUCCAUCUCCCGGAGCCCAGGCUUGGCUAGCGGCCGAGCAGAGCCGCCCCUUCCUCCCACGGACACGUCCCAACAACCUGUUUCCAGGAUGGGGGCGGCUCCAGCCCCGGAGAUGCGGCACCGGCACCGGGACAGCGACGGGCGGAGCGCGGGGCCGGGCGGGCUCGGCCGCUCCCAGCGCAGCCGGAGACAGGAGCCAGAUGGGUUCCCACCCCCUGGAACCCCUCGGGGGGGGAGCAGCCCUUCCCUGAGGGCUGCCCUGCCCCGGGCAGGCACUCCCAGGAUCAACACAGCGAAUUCCUUGCUGCAGGCACAGGUGGAGGCACAUCCUGGCUGGCUCCUGGUGUGCCAUGGGCACUGGGAUCCCUCCCUGGGCACCCUGCUCUGCCAGCAGCUCGGGUACCUCAGUGUGACCCAGCAGCAGGGAGUGGAGCUGGCGGGUGUGCAGGUGAGUGCUGGGCAGCAGUUCCUGCAGGUGAGGCCCCGGCAGCGAGGCAGCCUGGAGGACAUGUGGCAGGUCAGGAGCAGCUGCCAAUCUGGCCGAAUUGUGGCUCUGCAGUGCUCAGAGUGUGGGCUGCAGGCAGGGGCUGGCAGGGUGGUGGGGGGCACAGACGUGUCCCCUGGGCGCUGGCCCUGGCAGGUCAGUGUGUGCCAGGGCUCCCAGCACCGCUGUGGGGGCUCUGUGCUGGCCCCCGAGUGGAUCCUCACGGCAGCUCACUGCGUGCACAGGCAGCUGCCAGCCCCAGCCUGGCAGGUUUUUGCAGGAAUUGUCACCCGCAGCUCCCUCGGGCCCGAGGCUGGGGUGCCCGUCCGGGAAAUCAUCUCCCACCCGCUCUACAACGACAGCAGCCUCGACUACGACAUCGCCCUGAUGAGGCUCCAAGUGCCCCUCAACUUCUCAGGUGCCAUCCGAGCCGCGUGCCUGCCGCCCUCCCGGCAGGACCUGCUGCAGGGCACGCAGUGCUGGGUGUCAGGCUGGGGCUACACCACACCUGGCCAAGCACAGGUGGCUGGGACGCUGAAGGAGGCCCUGGUGCCCCUGAUUGGCACCCGGAGGUGCAACAGCUCAUGUGUGUACAAGGGUGAGCUGACAGCCAGGAUGCUCUGUGCAGGACACCUGCAGGGACACGUGGACGCCUGCCAGGGGGACAGUGGGGGGCCCCUGGUGUGCUGGGAUGGCUCCAUGUGGCGCCUGGUGGGAGUUGUGAGCUGGGGCCAGGGCUGUGCUGAGCCCAACCACCCCGGGGUCUACACCAACGUGGCUCAGCUGCUGCCCUGGAUCCACCAGGUGACCCAGAUGCACUAG